Epithele typhae is the source of this 2790-nucleotide messenger RNA. RefSeq names its product coatomer subunit gamma. The transcript is spliced from 9 exons. Gene Ontology annotation, molecular function: structural molecule activity. Gene Ontology annotation, biological process: endoplasmic reticulum to Golgi vesicle-mediated transport; intra-Golgi vesicle-mediated transport; intracellular protein transport. The record is from RefSeq and is a predicted model, not a curated record. Gene Ontology annotation, cellular component: COPI vesicle coat; endoplasmic reticulum; Golgi membrane. NCBI's taxonomy places the organism in Eukaryota, Fungi, Basidiomycota, Agaricomycetes, Polyporales, Epitheliaceae. The coding region runs from base 1 to 2790 and encodes 929 amino acids.
AUGUCUUUUGCCACGAAGAAGGACGAGGAAAGCGGCCUCAGCACAUACUACAACAACAAAACCACCGUUAUCCAGGAGGCCCGAGUCUUCAAUGAAUCCCCCAUAAGCCCACGCAAGUGCAGGGCGCUGCUCACGCGCAUCGUGUAUCUUCUCUAUGUCGGCGAGACGUUCAACACACAAGAGGCGACAACGCUGUUCUUUGGAACGACGAAAUUGUUCCAGCACAAGGACAGUGCACUGCGUCAAAUGGUGUACCUCGCUAUCAAGGAGCUCGCGACGACGGCAGAGGAUGUUAUCAUGGUCACGGCGAGCAUCAUGAAGGAUAUGCAGCCCAACUCGGAGGUCAUCUACCGGCCGAACUCCAUCCGUGCCCUCGCGAGGAUCAUCGACCCGUCUAUGGCCCAAGGUGUGGAACGCUUCUUCAAGGCCGCCAUCGUCGACAAGAAUCCGUCCAUCUCCUCCGCCGCGCUCGUCUCCGCCUACCACCUAUUCCCGCACGCCAAAGACGUCGUCAAGCGCUGGGUCAACGAGGCCCAGGAGGCCGUCAACGCCAAGUCGUCCUCGUCCUUCUUUGGCGGGAGCGCGUCCAGUGGUAGUGGGUACCUCGGCGCCUGGGGCGGAGGCUCGUCGAACGCGAAUCAGGGCUACCAGGCGAUUCCGUCUACAAGCUACAUCACGCAGUAUCAUUCGCUCGGGCUGCUCUAUGUGAUUCGCCAGCAGGACCGGAUGGCAAUCACCAAGAUGAUACAGCAACUGGGUGGAGGCAAGAGCGGGGCGGGCACAACGCUCAAGAACCCAAUGGCGCUGUGCAUGCUCAUCCGGUAUGCCGCGAAGGUCAUGGAGGAGGAUCCGAACACUCAGAGGCAGAUGCUCGAGCUCCUUGAGGGCUGGCUCCGGCACAAGAGCGACAUGGUUAACCUGGAGGCCGCGCGAGUUAUCUGCGAGAUGAAGCACGUCACUUCUACUCAGCUGACGCGCCCGAUCGCUGUCCUUCAACUGUUCCUCUCUUCACCUAAGUCGACCCUCAAGUUCGCUGCCACCCGCACCCUCUCCUCGCUCGCGGUGUCCCACCCGUCAAGUGUCGCGGCAUGCAAUAUCGACCUCGAGAACCUCAUCUCGGACCCGAACCGCAGCGUGGCCACCUAUGCGAUUACGACCCUCCUCAAGACCGGCAACGAAGCAUCCGUCGACCGCCUCAUGAAGCAGAUCAGCGGCUUCAUGAGCGAGAUCAGUGACGAGUUCAAGGUCAUCAUCGUCGACGCCAUCCGCUCGCUAUGCCUCAAGUUCCCUGCGAAGCAUGAGUCGAUGCUUGCCUUCCUCUCGGGCGUUCUCCGCGAUGAGGGCGGCUACGACUUCAAGCGCGCCGUCGUCGAGGCGAUGUUCGACAUGAUCAAGUUCAUCUCGGACUGCAAGGAGCAGGCGCUCUCGCACCUCUGCGAGUUCAUCGAGGACUGCGAGUUCACGAAGCUCUCCGUUCGCAUCCUCCACUUGCUCGGCGUCGAGGGCCCCAAGGCCCCUAACCCCACGAAGUACAUCCGGUUCAUCUACAACCGCGUCGUGCUCGAAAACGCGACCGUCCGGGCUGCAGCGGUCUCGAGCCUGGCGAAGUUCGGUCUCAACAACAUCGACGCGAAGUUGGGCAAGAGCAUCCACGUGCUGCUCAACCGGUGUCUCGACGAUGUCGACGACGAGGUCCGCGAUCGCGCCGCACUCUACCUGAAGGUGUACGAGGAGCCCCCGCUCAUCCAGCCCUACAUCAAAGAAGAGGCUAUCUACUCGUUAUCUGCCUUGGAGUCAAAACUUGUUUCGUACAUCAGCGACCUCGAUUCGCUGGACGAAGCCUUUGACGCCUCGGACAUUCCCAAAAUCAGCCGGGAACAGGCUGCCAAGGAUGCUGCUCGUCCCAGCACGCUCGAGACCAUCGGUGUCCCCUCAACUUCCAAAGCGUCGACGCCCCCACCACCUUCGGCCGCGGAGACGCAGUCCCAUUACGUGCAUCAGCUUGCAGAAGUUCCGGAGCUUACAUCAUAUGGCCCGGUCCUCAACAGCAGCAUCAAGCCCAACCCCCUCACCGAGAGCGAAACGGAGUACCUCGUCUCUGUGGUCAAGCACGUAUUCAAGGAGCACAUCGUGUUCCAGUUCAACGUGUCAAACACGAUUCCAGACACCGUUCUCGAGCAGGUCUCGGUCAUCAUGCAGCCGCAAGCGGACUCUGGUCUUACGGAAGACUUCAUCAUCCCCAUGCCCACCCUCACCUCUGCGACGUCGCCGGGAAUAGUCUACGUGUCCUUCACACGCGACACACCUGAAGAGUAUGUGCAGGCCUCGUUCUCGUGCGUCCUCAAGUUCGUCAGCAAAGAGCUCGACCCGUCCACCGGGGAGCCUGAAGAAGAGGGCUACGAGGAUGAGUACCAGCUCGAAGACACCGAGCUCGCCGCGGCGGACUACCUCGUGCCCACCUAUGUCACCUUCGCGGCCGAGUGGGACCGCUUGCGCGGCGGCGUGGCGCUUACGGAGACAUUCUCGCUCUCGGCGAUGGAGUCCCUCAAAGCGGCGUGCAACUCGGUCAUCGAGAUCCUCAACAUGCAGCCUCUUGGUGGCUCGGAAGAACCUCAGCAACCCACGGUGCACACGCUACAGCUUUCCGGUCUUAUGGGCGGCGGCGGAGGAAAAGUUCUCGUGCGCUGCCGCAUGACAUACUCGAAGGCACAAGGCGUCACGCUCGAACUGGGCGUACGCGCCGAGCAACAGGCUGCGGCGGACUUGGUAAUUGCCGCCAUUGGUGGUUGA